CCCAAACCGAAAGAGGCGAUUACUUUUUUGAGGCAUUAAGCCGAAAAGCUCCGGAAACUUGGGGAAGAGGAGAGUGAAGAUGUAGAGGGUGCCCGGAGUGGGGAAGUGAGAGGUUCUCUUGGGGUGAUGUCGGACUCAAUGCAAACUGUGCAGAGUGGGGGCUGCAUUCAACCUGUCACCACUCGGAGCGGCACCAAACGAGAGAGGCAGGGUGUCUAUCCUACGAUUGAUCAACUUUCCUCAAAUGACAGAGUUCUAGCCAAGAGUUGAUUACAUAAGCUACUGUCGCGGACGCCCAAUCCGUCACAGAGGCUCAGGACUAAUGUUCAAUCGUUGCCCUGAGCAUACGACAUGUGCGCAACGAGCCAAGUGGCCCUGUGGUCAUCACACCUGCCUCAAAUGUGCCCAGAAAAUGAUAGCUUGGGAAGCCGCUUGCCCUCAAUGCCGACAGCCCCAUGAAGGGAAAUAUUAUCUAUUGACCUCAGAAAUCCUAAAGCGGAUGGCAAGGACGGGCGAAUUACCGGAUUUGACCCUGCAUCCCACCUAUGGAAAAUCCGUCCCCUUCACUCCUGGUUCAAGAUCGAGGUCAAUCUCUCUAGGGUCAAGCCUAAGGACUUCACCACAAACGGGUGGAGUCAAUACCCCCGAACGAAGCGCGCUAUCCUCCCAGAGGCAGGGAGCCGCUGGAUCAGUCUCUUCCGCCUCACCGUUGACGCACAUUCGUUCUAGUGCAGGUCUCCAGCUAGUACAUUCCUCCGCCGCCACCUUUGAGAUUGAGCAAUUGAAACUCCACCUGGAAGCUUCUGAAAAGCUAAAAGAUUCCCUUUCGAAACGUGUCAAAACUCUGGAGACAGAAAAGACUCAAUUGCUACGCGCUCGUGACGAUGCUGUGAGGGAGAAAGGAGCACUUCAACGGAAGGAUAUCCAAGCUCUUGAAGACCGUCUUGAUGCUGCCGAGCGUGAAAAGAUUGAAUUAGUCAAGUCUCGAGAUCUUUCUGUGAUGGAGGCACGGGAGGCCCUCGAGAAGCAGAAAGCCGCUGAAGACAGGCGCGUCGAGGACGAACUGCGAUUCAUUAGGCAAUUGGGGGAAGAACGGAAAAAGAACAAGCGGUUUGCCCUAGAACUUAAUGACGCCGAGGACAGAGUCGAGAGAUUCCGCCAGACUGUGGAAACUUUGAAAAUUAAGGCAAGUCCUUUGUUUUGGGACAAAGAAAAGAUAAUCAACACUGAAUAAACACACAUAUGU
Messenger RNA from Cantharellus anzutake, 1246 nucleotides. RefSeq lists its product as uncharacterized. The transcript is spliced from 3 exons. Bases 323 to 1234 code for a protein of 303 amino acids. Lineage: Eukaryota; Fungi; Basidiomycota; Agaricomycetes; Cantharellales; Hydnaceae. The record is from RefSeq and is a predicted model, not a curated record.